This is a messenger RNA of Pollicipes pollicipes, 825 nucleotides long. Its product is annotated as nucleolar protein dao-5. The transcript has a single exon. NCBI's taxonomy places the organism in Eukaryota, Metazoa, Arthropoda, Thecostraca, Pollicipedomorpha, Pollicipedidae. Gene Ontology annotation, cellular component: nucleosome. The record is from RefSeq and is a predicted model, not a curated record. Bases 1 to 825 code for a protein of 274 amino acids. Gene Ontology annotation, molecular function: DNA binding. Gene Ontology annotation, biological process: nucleosome assembly.
AUGGCUGCCGCGCCGAUCCGCCCGUCCACCAGGGACAUGCUGCUGGAGGCGAUGCGGGCGGCCGAGAACCCGCGCGGCGUGUCUGUGCAGGCGAUCAAACGAAACAUCUUGCGGCAGCACCCGCAGCUGCAGGAGGCACGGCUCAAGACGAGCCUGAAGAAGGCGCUGGAGACGGCCCUGGCGGACGGCACCCUUGUCCGCGUCAAGGGGCAGGCUGACGCUGGCGCUGCACUCACCGGCAGCUUUAGCAUCGCCGCGGCCAAGAAGUCGACGGCCAAGAGUGAGAAGGAGGUCGCCAAGGCCAAGCCGCCCGACAUCAAGCUCAACGGCAAGCCGAAGAAGCCUGUCGCCGCCGGCAGCACCGCCAAGCUGGCCAAGACUAGCUCCAAAUCGUCGCUGAAGAAGUCUGCCUCUGCACCGGAUGAGGAGGCGUCGGCGUCGGCAGGGGACGAGCUCAACCCAUCACGCUCCCUGCCUGCGUCCCCAGGCGGCGCGCCGGCUCCGGCCGCAGGUCGUUCCGCGCUGUCUCCUCGAAACGCCCGCGCGUUCUCCUCCAGCCCGACCGGCCCGGCGCCCCCAGCGCCGCGGCGAACUGCCAACAAGAAGCUGCCGGCCUCGGCGGCGGCGCACAAGGAAAACGUGGUCCUAGGCGGCGGCGCGGCCCGCAGCGUGGGUGGCGGUGUCGCCAAGCCGGUCAAGAAGCCUCGCCCGGCGGCGACGGCGGCCCCGGCACCGGCCUCGGCCAAAACGCAGUCGACUGAAGUCGGCACAAAGCCGGCUAAGCGCCCGCGGGCACCGGCCACCAAAAAGGUGACCGACCUCUGA